CACACACACAUGGAGACUGGCAAUGUUGUCUGGAAGUCUGAUUUGAAGCAGGAGCAUGGAAUUCCGCAGCACAAUCGGAUCUACGUUUUCCUAAGAUUUCUGGCGUUUGCUGCCACAUUAGCUGCUGCAUUAGUCAUGGGCGUAAACAAGCAAACCAUUACUAUGGUUGUAGGCCUGGGCAAUGCCAAACCCAUAUACGGAAAUGUCACUGCCAAGUUUCACCAAACCCCAGCUUUCAUGUUUUUUGUCAUAGCCAAUGCCGUAGCGGCUGGGUACUCGUUGGUGACUUUCAUUCUCUCACUGGGGAAGAUGGUUGGCUGUUUCCAUACUCCAAUCAGCCUUCUUCUGGCCAUUGGUGACCUGGUGAUGGUGGCUCUAGUGUCUGCAGGGGGAGCAGCAGCAGCUUCAGUGGCAAGAUUGGCUAAGAAUGGGGAUCAACGUGCAUACUGGGAUAAAAUAUGCGAUAAGUUUGAUGCAUACUGUAGGCAUGGAGGGGGUGCUUUGAUUGCUUCUUUCCUUGGAGUCUUCUUCCUCAUGAAUCUCAAUGUGCUUUCCACAUUAUAUCUUUACAAAUUGGCCAACAACAAGAGGAUGUAGUGAAACUCUUCACAUACAUCUUGGGAUGUAAGAAAUGGAUUCGCUAUAUAUUAAGCAACGAAACAUAUAAUUGGC
Nymphaea colorata (pocket water lily) is the source of this 672-nucleotide messenger RNA. Its product is annotated as CASP-like protein 1B2. The coding region runs from base 10 to 597 and encodes 195 amino acids. Lineage: Eukaryota; Viridiplantae; Streptophyta; Magnoliopsida; Nymphaeales; Nymphaeaceae. The record is from RefSeq and is a predicted model, not a curated record. The transcript has 3 exons.